This is a messenger RNA of Equus quagga, 3846 nucleotides long. It is a transcript of the gene TMEM108, whose product is annotated as transmembrane protein 108. Gene Ontology annotation, biological process: dendrite extension; retrograde axonal transport; postsynaptic density organization. The record is from RefSeq and is a predicted model, not a curated record. The transcript has 7 exons. The coding region runs from base 340 to 2082 and encodes 580 amino acids. Gene Ontology annotation, cellular component: endosome membrane; axon; early endosome. NCBI's taxonomy places the organism in Eukaryota, Metazoa, Chordata, Mammalia, Perissodactyla, Equidae.
CGCGAAAGCACGAGAGCGCGGCUGCGCGUGCGCGAGCGGCGGGGCUUUCUCCCGAGCCGUCGGAGGGAGCCGGAGCGCUUCUCCAGAGUUGGUGAUCGAUUGGUCGUAAUCCAACAUGCAGAAGUGAGUGAGUGGUGAAAAGCAGCAGAGCUGAUGGGUUGUGAGGAUGUAAGUGCGUUUGAAGGCUCUCACACCCUCUACUCCAGGUGACAUGUUCAAGAGGAACAGCUGUCCAGCAGAAAAAUAUGACCGAAGGCAACUAAAAUCUUCAUUCACUCCCUCAAGAAAAUGCCCAAGAAUCAUGAAUAAACUGGAGGACAAGCAGGACCAGAUGAUACCAUGAAGAGGAGUUUACAGGCCCUCUAUUGCCAACUGUUAAGCUUCCUCCUGAUCUUGGCACUGACCGAAGCACUGGUAUUUGCUGCCCAGGAACCAUCUCCCAGGGAAUCUCUUCAGGUCCUCCCUUCAGGCACCACCCCAAGCACUAUGGUGACAGCACUGCUCAGCUCUACCAGACACUCAUCCGUGGCAGCUGCACCUGCCUCCGUGGUGACACUGACCCUCCAUUCCGAUGGACCCUUCUCACAGACGGAAGCUCCCACAGCAAUGACACCCCAUCCAGAUGGACACCCUCCUACAAACACCAUCUCCGCCAUCAUGGCAACAGCAGGCACCCCCCAUUCUGAAGGCCUCCUGCCCACACAGCCCCUUCCUGCUGCCAUGGCAACCACAUCCUCCCACUCAGAGGGCCAUCCUCUAGGGAAGGCUGCACCCACCAUCCUGCUGACAAAACCAACAGGAGCCACCAGCCACCCCACCACAGCACCGACCCGGGCUACCACGCGCAGGCCCCCCAGGCCUCCAGGCUCUUCCCGAAAGGGGGCCGGUAGUUCAUUACGCCCUGUCCCACCUGCACUCAGUGGCCACUCUGGGAGGAAGGAGGGCCAGCGGGCUAGAAAUCAGAGCUCCACACAUCUGGGGCAGAAGCGGCCCCUGGGGAAAAUAUUUCAGAUUUACAAAGGCAACUUCACAGGGUCUGUGGAGCCUGACUCCUCCACCCUCACCCCCAGGAACCCACUCUGGGAUUACUUCUCCUCGCCACAGCCCCAGACAGUGGCCACAACGGCAGCGCCCAGCAGGACCUCGUGGGUACCACCCACUGCCCCCCUGGUGCCUGCAGAGGACAAGCCAGGCCUUAGCAGAGCAGACCAGGGGGGUGGUUCCACCUUCACCAGCCAAGGAGUGGAGCUGAACGCCACAGCAGCCUCAGGUGCCCCUACCAGUCCACAACCUGCCCCAGUGCCUUCUCAGCGCCCCCGCGGUGACCCACAGGACAGCCCCAGCCACAGUGACUCCUGGCUUACUGUCACCCCUACCACCAACAGACCUCUGUCUGCCAGCUCUGGCGUCUUCACGGCUGCCACAGGGCCCACCCAGGCUGCCUUCGAUGCCAGUGUCUCAGCCCCUUCCAAGGGGAUUCCUCAGGGACCAUCCUCAACCCCACAGGCCCCAGCGCACCCCCCCGGGGUCUCAGAAAGCACUGUUUCCCAAGCCGAGGAGAAGGCUGCCGCUACCCCCACCAUGACCGACAGGGUGCCCAGUCCCCUCUCCACAGUAGUGUCUACAGCCACGGGAAACUUCCUCAACCGCCUGGUCCCUGCCGGGACCUGGAAGCCUGGAACAGCGGCGAACAUCUCCCACGUGGCCGAAGGGGAUAAACCCCAGCACAGAGCCACCAUCUGCCUGAGCAAGAUGGACAUCGCCUGGGUGAUCCUGGCCAUCAGCGUGCCCAUCUCCUCCUGCUCUGUCUUGCUGACCGUGUGCUGCCUGAGGAAGAAGAAGAAGACGGCCAACCCGGAGAACAACCUGAGCUACUGGAACAACGCCAUCACCAUGGACUACUUCAACAAGCACGCCGUGGAGUUACCGCGGGAGAUCCAGUCCCUGGAAACCUCUGAGGACCAGCUCUCAGAGCCCCGCUCCCCAGCCAACGGCGACUACAGAGACACGGGGAUGGUCCUCGUUAACCCCUUCUGCCAGGAAACGCUGUUCGUGGGAACCGACCAAGUCUCGGAGAUCUAAGGGCCGCAGCCCCCGCGUCGCCAGUCCCUCCUUUCCACCUCCAAAUUAUAAAUAUACACAUAUAUAUGAUAAAUGUAAUCUUUGUGUAACCCUGACUUAAUGAGAAACAUUUUCAGCUUUUUUUUCCCUGAGAAUUGUCAACAUCUUUUUUAUAAGUGUGGUUUAAAAAACACUUUACAGAACAACCCUUGGCUUUAUAAAAUAAAGUCUUUCUAAGCAAAGCGGUUGGCCUUCAUUGCUUCUCUUCCUGACUGUCCGUGAGCCCCGGGGGUUCCCAGCAGCCCCGGGCAGGUGAGGGAAGAGACUGGCCUGCAGAAGUGGACUGUCCAGAUGGUCACGUGCACGGCCCCUGAGUGCUGCUGAAAGCUCUGGUGCCUCCUGACUUGGUGUCACCCCACUUCCCCUCCGCCUCGCACUGGUGAGGGGAACUGGGCCACCCGGGGGGAGACGGCACUCACGCACGGAGCAGGACAAGGGGACAUCUCAGCACCGCCGAAGAUGAGUGACGUCACAACGACACCACGGUCGAGUGUGAUUCCGGCCGAGUUGCAGGCGGCGGGCAGGAGCAUGCAGCCCCCGGAAUCCAGGGAGGCUGUGAGGCACCUGAGGCUACGUCCCCCGCACUUCACAGGACAGGGAGCUCCCGCCGUGCUGACAGGACUGCCUUUCCCCGAGAUAGAAGGCUCCCCCUUAAGCACACGCCUGCAUCCUCUCCAACAGCCACAUCUGCAUUACACGUGCCUUCCUCUGGAGAGGGUUUAGACGGGGCUGCGGCCCUGGAGCCUAAGAACGCUCGCCCAUCUUCGAGCCCAUCUUCGAGGAGCAAAUGUCUAUUGGGGAGCAGCUUUGUUUUCUCAACAGGCCAUCGCGCGGUGGCCCAGAGGAACGUGUCUAUGUAGAAGCCUUGAGGCGUGGAGCCGUCAUUUUGAAACCUUCCUCCAGCGAUCUUAAAAAAACAAGAUCGCCAAAGCAGGUCGCUCCAGAGAAGACAUCCUCUCUCCCUCCUCGGUUGCAGACCUGCUUGGGGGGCAGCCGGUGGCCCUGCCAUCCCGCUCUCAUGUCCCGUCUGCCCAACCUGCGCCCUUCCUCGGGGUCAGCCGAUGCUCCCCCGGUCCCGUGCUGCGUCCAGCUUGGCCCAUGGGUCAGACCCUCCGAGACGCAAGUCGGGCUCCAGAGAUGGCUGCUGCUCCAUUUUUCCCCUACCAGGUGGUGGCUGGGAGAGAAGACGACUGCUCUGACACUUCCUUUCUCUAAAAGAAAAAUAGUUUGAUAGUAUAUUUUGAAUAUAAAUGUUCUUCUAGUUGGAUUGGGAAUUGAACUUGAAUGUCAAUUCAUAUGUUCGUGUCGUUUCCGUGGUGUUUUUAUCAUGACUUUUUCCUUUCUUGCUACAUUUUCCUUUAAAAAAAAAAAAGAUGGCCUUCAAAACUGUCUGUUGUCAAUGUUGUACGAACCUACUUAACGUGAGCUCAGCUGUUGUCUCUUCGAAGGCUUUUCAGCCCACGAAGAAGCAGGUGAAGUGUUGCUCUGAGAUUCCGUUUCCAGUGUGCUGUCUGACCUUUGAACCUUAUCAUAAUAUUUCUGUCAGCUCUCGCAUUUAGUAUACCAAUGUGUGUGUAUAAAUAUAAAGAAAUCUGUUUGUAAAUUUAUAUAUAGCAUAUGUAAUCAAAGAUACAUAUGUUAUAUAUACACAUAUGUGGAUGUAUGACUUAUUUUUCCUUAUCCACAGAAUUCAGCUACCGUGUAUAUAUAAAUAAACUUAUUUUA